UGGCUGUCGAAUGCCUCUACAGCCCACUUUCUUUUGAUAUUAGAAUAUUUAGCAAUUAUCAACAGUGAAUUUAUAUGAAAAAAUAUUUUAAAAUGAAAGUAAUAAUUGUCUAACUCAAAUAUAUAUGGUUUAGCAUUAACGAAAGAUUAUAAGAAAAAUGGACGAAAGGCAUUGGUGGGUUGCAUCCAGGAUCCAAGAAAGUUUCAAACUUGGAAACUUGGAGAAUCCGACACAUUUAGAAGAGUUUAUGUGCGAAGAGAACACGCUAAGUAAAGUAAAUAAGUUUCUCAAGGCAGGCGGCCCAUGCCGUCUCUUUUUCUAUUGUGAAAAAUCAGAUUCGUUGGACAAUGCAAGAGAAAUUCACUGUACAGGAAAUUUGGCAACACUUAAAGAUGUGCAGUUGGAGAAAGUUACUGUUCUGUAUUUCCUUCGCAAAAGCACGGAGAAAGAUGUUGAUCCAACGAAAAUGGAAAGAGAUAUAUUUUGUGGUGAACUAAAGCACAACACAAUAGAAACCCUUAAUUCACUGUUAUCAGACAUUUACAUACCACUCAUCAGAGCUCAAAAAGACUGGGGUCAGUGUGAUGAAGAGAGCCAGACUACCUUAAUGCAUAAUAUGGACAAGUUUGUCACAGCAUUAAAUGAAACUGCUGCCUCUAUGACCCACUCAAGACAAUGGAUGUUAAAACAACCAGAAAAUAUUAUCCUUAAUGAUUUCAAGCAACAAAGAGCUGCUGCCCUUGAUCCCAACUUAAUUGCUCAAUAUGAAAACUUAGUUAGUGACUGGAUCAAUACAAUUGAAGCAAUUUUAAAUGAUUCUGCAGAUGAAAGAUAUUUGGAUCCAAAUGCUGGUCCUUUGUCAGAAGUAGAAAGAUGGAAGAGGCGUCAACGUCUGCUUACAAGCAUCACAGAGCAAUUGAAAGGAAAGGAGUGCAAAGCUGUACUUGCAGUGCUGAUCACCGCAAAAUCUCGUCUACUUAAAAAAUGGAAAAUGACAGACUCCAGCAUUACAGAUAAUCUGAAUGACACAAAAGAUAAAGUAAAGUAUUUGGAUUCACUGAAGAGGUACUUUGACCUGAUGUAUCAAGAAGCAUCUCCCAGCAGUAUUAUCAACACUGCAAUUCCUGGUAUUAUUGGUACCAUCAAACAGAUGGAUUCUAUUUCAAGAUUUUAUACCAGAACAGGUUUCCUUGUGGUUAUUCUAACAAAGGUGACUAAUCAACUUGUACAAGCAUGCAAGGACUAUAUUAAACAGCUGACACACAACAUCUUGGAAGACAAAGAUGAACUCUGGCAAAGAAUUACUGAAGAGAUCACAAAAAAGGAUAUCUCACAUUCAAGUGAUACCCUGUUUAAACUACUCAAUAAGCAUGGGGAAAACAAGCUUAAGACAAAAUCUAAAGUCAGAGAUUCUCAAACUGAACAGCUGUCAGAGGAGACCCUGCUUGCCAGGUUACGGGCUUGUUUACAACUCCAGGUAUCCUACCGUGAGGCUCUGCGCUCACUGAGAGAAACUCUGGGUGCCACUCAGUCCAUAUCCCAUCCAUCAUCUCUCAGCAGCUACAGUACAGCACCUAGUCCACACAAAAGAAAGACAAGCAUUCCUGGUCAAAAGGGCAAUCAACCUCCGACUUUAUCACCUAAAAAAAGUGUUGAUAUGGGGAGCAAUUUUUCACCAAUGGCUGAUGAGGAAGUGAUAAUGGCACAUUUAGAUUCAUUUUGUGGAAGAGUAAGACAAGUCCUGGAAGUCAUCCAUACAAUGGCACAAUUUAACAAAUUGAGCAAAGGUUUGGUUGGUUUACCUCGUCCAAGGAAGGAGGAUCUCAUUUACAAUGAGGAAUCAUCAGAGCCAGAUCACAAACAGAAAAAACCUAAAGACUUACCUGCUGUUGAACUAGAGAAAGAGGAGGAUGAAUUUGGUGAUUCAGAAAUUCCUGACAUCAAAGUUUCACUCCCUGAGACAGACAGAUCUCUUCAGGUCAUUGCUGAGGGUGAUGAACACCUGCCCACUGACAGUCCAGACAACACCAUAGAGGAAGCUGCAGCCCAUAAGGUUUAUUCCAGAGUGAAUGUAGACACAGAAGAGAGUAAACCCAAGGGGCUAACAGCGGAGGAGUUGGCUAUCUUGAGGAUUUAUUACCCUGAUUCUCCAGAAGUGGAGGGUCCAAAUGUGUCAACAAUUGUAGAUGAGCAUGUCACAAAAAUGAAUGGGAUACUAAGAGACCAUGUCUCAACAAAGACAGUGCUAGAUGUUGAAUCAAAAGACAAAGAUCGAUUCGAUUCGCACUUUCAUUCAUUCCAAUCUGUUGUUCAAGACCUUGAAAACUUCCUCACAGCGUACCUGCAUGUUAUCUUUUUGAGAAAGAUGAAAACUCAUCAAGGAUUGGACAUAAUCACAAAAUUCAGCCCUAUAGCCACACGUUCUGAGGUGAGGGGAACAGUUUCUGAUAAAUAUGUUGAGAUCUUUGCAUGGUAUGAAGCUGAUCUUGAUGAAGUGCAAAAUAUUUAUGAAAAGAAUAAGGAGAAACCAAUUAUGGUGAGAAAUGCACCCCCUGUUGCUGGUGCCAUUUACUGGUCUAGACAACUUCUUAAGAGGAUAGAAGAUCCAAUGAAAAUCUUCAGAGAUAUUAAAGCAGUCACUUCAUUGGCUGACUAUGGCCGUUUGGUCAGGAUGUACAACAAACUUGCCACUGCUCUGGUGACAUUUGAAAGCUUGUGGUACACUCAGUGGAAAAAUAGCAUAGAGCAAGCCAGAAGUGGCCUCAAAGCAACUCUCUUUGUUCUUCACCCUGCAACAGGGGAGGUCAUUGUCAAUGCAGAUGACAGAGUCCUUGAACUGAUUCAUGAGGCCAAGUGGAUGACCAGACUGGACAUUCAAGUCCCAGAUUCAGCCCUGGCAGUCAUGCAACAGGAGGAGCGCUUCAAAGGAUACAAAAGUCAUCUGGAGCUUGUGCUGCGUGACUUCAAAGAUGUGUGCAAGGCCAUUCCAGCUCCACUUGUGAAGCUGUUUACCCCUCAUGUCCUGUAUGUGCAGCAUCAACUUCAGCCUGGUCUCUCAUCACUGGCAUGGAACAGCAUGAACAUAGAUGCAUUCCUCCACCAAAUUCACUCAGCGCUAGACAGACUUAAACUUUUGAGUCAAAAGGUCAAUCACGUGAUGAUGGAGAAAGUUAUUGGAACAAUCCACACAAUCCAGAACUUCUGUUUGUAUGAUGCAGACAUGGCUUUCUCUCAAACUUGGCAAGUUGAAGAGUUCUACACUCAGAUCAUGGAGAGUAUAAAAGAAAGAUCGAAAAUACUGCAGGGUUAUGUGGCAACAGUUUUAGAUGGAUUACAAACCAUUACUAGUCUCCUUACUACAAAAAAGCACAAGCGCAAGCAAGAGAAUAAGCAAGUUCUAAAAGAGAAGAAACUGCAGAUGAUUCUUGCGGAAGAUGAUCUUGAAAAAGAAAAACAAGAUGCAGCCACAGAAGAAAACAAUCUGUUAGAAUUAAUAGAUCAUUUUAAGGACCAGGUUUAUCAAGCAGUCUUAAGUGUAACAACCAAAUCCUUGGCUCUGUUAGCUGAUGCAGCAGGAUGCACAGGGGAGGUAAUCAGGGCUUACUCUCCCAACUCUAAUCUUGAGUCAGACAGUGACUGCAGCUCUCCCUCACCCAGAGGGGUGUCCAGCCAUUUUUUCAGUCCUGACAACAGUCGAGCAAACUCAGUACUUAGUGGAGGGAGACAAUCCCAGGCAUCAGACAGACCAGGAAGUGCUGUAACAAACCUUUCAACAAUGACAUGGUCUCCUGGAGAGACAACUUUCAUCAAAACACUUCUACAAUUUGAAGUCAGUGUAAAGUUCUCCAUUCCCAACAUCAUAGUGGAGCCAACGCUAGAUGUUGUACAAAAUGCCAUUACACAAACAGCCAAUGCUAUUCUUGAAGCUAACAAUGGUAAAGAACAUGUUAACUGA
Messenger RNA from Physella acuta, 3955 nucleotides. RefSeq lists its product as uncharacterized. NCBI's taxonomy places the organism in Eukaryota, Metazoa, Mollusca, Gastropoda, Physidae. Gene Ontology annotation, molecular function: dynein intermediate chain binding; dynein light intermediate chain binding. Gene Ontology annotation, biological process: microtubule-based movement. The record is from RefSeq and is a predicted model, not a curated record. Gene Ontology annotation, cellular component: axonemal dynein complex.